AUGACACCAUCAAUCCAAAAUUGUCUGAAAGAGGAAAUCUUAAAAGAUUCAUUUGAAGAACUAGAUCAGGAUAAUCCAUUAUGCUCAAAUAUUUUAGACGUAUCUGAUCCAGAUUCAUGGAAUGGUGAAUACAAAGAAGAAUAUGAUAUUAAUGAAGGUACAUGGAUGUCACAUUCUGUGACAAUUCCUUUUAAUAUUGCAGCAAGAGAUAUUCAGAAAUUAAGACUCUUAGUUUUUGAAAAGGGAUCAAUAAGUUCAAAAAAAAGAAAAAAUGAAAACAGUUCUAGUGAUGAAAUUGACAAAGAAAAUAAGAUUACAAAAAAGGCAAGAAAAGGACAAAAGCCAGAUCUUAAGUUUAUUUCUAAAGAGACAUAUAAGAAUCAAGGGAAAGUCAAUUUUGAGUUAUUAGUAGGAGAAGUGUGCAGCUCACCAUGGGAGGAAAAACAACCAAAAACAUUAUCUGACUUAAAUAAAAUGAUAAAGAUGAUGAAAGACUGCAAGGAUUUGAUAUCUAGUUAUUUCUAUAAUAAAUACGGAAUGAUAGAAACAUUGAUUAUAACAACAAUGGUGUAA
This is a messenger RNA of Entrophospora candida, 573 nucleotides long. Lineage: Eukaryota; Fungi; Glomeromycota; Glomeromycetes; Entrophosporales; Entrophosporaceae. The record is from the annotation of a GenBank genome assembly.